Messenger RNA from Penicillium robsamsonii, 5211 nucleotides. RefSeq lists its product as uncharacterized. The record is from RefSeq and is a predicted model, not a curated record. Gene Ontology annotation, molecular function: histone demethylase activity; DNA binding. NCBI's taxonomy places the organism in Eukaryota, Fungi, Ascomycota, Eurotiomycetes, Eurotiales, Aspergillaceae. The transcript has 5 exons. Gene Ontology annotation, cellular component: nucleus. The coding region runs from base 1 to 5211 and encodes 1736 amino acids. Gene Ontology annotation, biological process: chromatin remodeling.
AUGGGAGCUCCGGCCUCUGCCGGGGCGACCUCGACGGCCGCGGAAGGCCAGCCGACUCGGUCCUCAAGCACUCAUCCGUCGCACUCCCACAACGUGCCCCUGAGCGCUCGCAGGUCCACGCCUCUUGACUUGUCCACUGUGGAACGACGUGGACAACCGAACAACCCCAGAGAGCCAUCUAAGCGCAUCCGUCCUCAUGGUAUCCCAGAAGCCCCGACUUUUCGCCCAACGGAGGAAGAAUUCAAAGAUCCGGUGGCCUACAUUCAGAAGAUCGCCCCAGAGGGAAAAAAAUAUGGAAUUUGCCGAGUGGUUCCACCAGAGGGCUGGCAACCGACUUUUGCAAUCGAUACAGAGCGAUUUCACUUCAAGACUCGUCGACAAGAGCUCAAUUCGGUCGAAGGAGGUAAGGACACGCGUUCAGCAUAUCAGGCUGCCCUAGCUGGUAGGAUCACACCGCAGUGCGGUUCUAACCCUCAUUCAAACAUAGGAAACCGCGCGAACAUGAACUAUGUCGAUGGACUUGCCAUGUUUCACAAACAGCAUGGUACUAACUACAGCCGACUACCCAGCGUGGACAAGCGACCCUUAGAUCUCUACAAACUCAAAAAGGCAGUAGAGAGUCGUGGUGGGUUUGAAUCCGUGUGCAAGACGAAAAAAUGGGCAGAAAUCGGUCGUGAUCUUGGAUACAGUGGCAAAAUAAUGUCUUCUUUGUCCACUUCGCUCAAGAACUCCUACCAGCGCUACUUGCAGCCAUACGAGGAGUACUUGGCCCGGGCCAAGCCUGGUGUCCAACAACAGCUUGAGCUUGAGCAUGGUGGUCCAUACACCCCUUCGCCUCUACAAUCCCCCUUGACUCACAAGCCCAUGAUGGACGAAAAUGGCACGCCUUCUAAAGUCCGUGAUGACACUCCUAGCUUGCCCCGAAUGGCCGCCUCACAUACCCCAAUGGCGUUUACUCCUGUGGCACAUACCCCGAUGGCACAUACCCCAAUGGAAAAGUCCCCAGAGAAGCCAACGCCCCCCAUCGAACCUACUCCUCCCCCUCCUUCACGCUCAGCGGCCGCAGGCUUUACUCCCGUCAACUCCGGACUCGGUGGCUUUACCGCUGUCAACCACUCCCCUUUCACCCCCGUGAACAAUGGCCCACCAAUCAAGCGGGAGGGAGAGAACGGCACGUUGACACCUAAGGUCCCCUCCGAGCAUGCUUUCAUUUCUACUCCUGUACACAGUCAAGAUGAUGAGUCUAUGAAGCGUGCUAUCAGCUACGAGGACAGUUCUCAAUGCGAAAAUGGCGAUGACGAUGAUGGAAGCGGUCGACGCAGCAAGCGUCUCAAGAAAGAUUCCCUCCCAACAGUUGCGGGCUCUCAUAUGUCCCUUCUUCGCCCAGCGCCGGUCAAAUCGCGCAAGGAUGGCUCCCAGCCAGCUGGAGAGAAGUGCGAGACGUGUGGCAAAUCGGAUGAUCAAGGGAUGAUUCUUGUAUGCGACGGUUGCGAGCUUGGAUAUCACAAAGCGUGUCUCGAUCCAUCCACUACCACACCAUCGGAGCACGAUUGGCACUGCCCCAAGUGUUUAGUCGGCACAGGGGAAUUCGGAUUUGAAGACGGCGGUGUUUACUCACUCAAACAGUUCCAAGAGAAGGCUAACGAGUUCAAGAAGAAGUACUUCGCUUCCAAAAUGCCCUUUGACCCGGUUCUCAACACCCAUCGGCGCGAAACCGAAGAUGACGUGGAGGCUGAAUUCUGGAAGCUUGUUGUUGAUCUGCAUGAGACCGUUGAAGUCGAGUACGGCGCAGACAUCCAUUCAACCACGCAUGGAAGUGGAUUCCCAACUAUCGAGCGGAAUCCCCUUGACCCAUACUCUUCAGAUCCUUGGAACCUGAACGUGCUUCCAUUCUAUGGAGACUCGCUCUUCCGUUACAUCAAGUCCGAUAUCUCUGGCAUGACCGUUCCCUGGGUCUAUGUGGGCAUGUGUUUCUCUACUUUCUGCUGGCAUAAUGAGGAUCACUACGCUUAUUCGGCAAAUUACCAACAUUUCGGUGCUACCAAGACCUGGUAUGGAAUUCCAGGUGCCGAUGCAGCGGCCUUUGAGGCGGCCAUGCGCGAUGCAGUUCCGGAGCUUUUCGAAGGCCAGCCCGAUCUUCUUUUCCAGCUUGUCACCCUGAUGCCACCAGACAAGCUUCGCAAGGCCGGGGUCAACGUCUAUGCGGUUGAUCAGCGAGCUGGCCAAUUUGUGCUCACGUUCCCACAAGCAUACCAUGCCGGCUUCAAUCAUGGCUUCAAUUUCAACGAAGCAGUCAACUUCGCGCCUACAGACUGGGAGCCAUACGGUGCAGCAGGUGUUGAACGUCUUCAGAACUUCCGCAGACACCCAUGUUUCUCCCAUGAUGAAUUGCUUCUUACCGCUGCUGCACGUGAUACCUCUAUUGCCACUGCCAAGUGGCUUGCGCCAGCACUAGCAAGAACCUGCGCUCGUGAACUGAGUGAGCGGGCUGCUUUCCUAUACCGGCAAAAGGAAGUGUCUGCCCGUACCCCAGGCUUUGGUCCCGACUCCACGACAGACGAUGCGCAGCCGAGAUUCGUAGUUGUGAAUGAAGACCUCCCCGAGGAUGAUUACCAAUGCCAAUAUUGCAAGGCCUACGCUUACCUCACUCAGUUCCGUUGUCACAAAUCAGGCAAAACGGUCUGUUUGUCGCAUGUGGACACCUAUGACUGUUGUGGCGAAACUUUUGCUCAGAAGUUGUGCGGCCCAGGACAUACUCUCCGUUAUCGCAUGAGUGAUGACGAAUUACAGGGACUUGUGCAGAAAGUCCAAGAACGGGCCAGAAUCCCUGAGGCAUGGUCCGAAAAGCUCGACAAGACCCUGGAGGAUGAACCGAAGCCCCAGCUUAAGGCCCUUCAUAACUUGCUCAAUGAAGGUGAGAAAAUCCCAUACCACUUGCCAGGCCUUCAAGAUCUUGCGGCCUUCGUCCAGCGUUGCGAUAAAUGGGUUGAAGAAGCCAACUACUACAUUACCCGGAAGCAGCAAAACCGGAGAAAAAACGAGAAGGCUUGGCGCAGAGGAAGCACCAAGGCGGCGCAGCUGGACGAUCGUGAUCGCGAAGUCCGCAGAAUUGAACAUAUCUACGCCCUUCAGGCAGAGGCUGAUAAACUUUCGUUCGACUGUCCACAGAUGGCGGCGUUGGAAGAGAAAACCCGCGAAAUCGAGAAAUUCCAACAAGACAUUAAUAAUGCCCUCAUGCAUCCGCACACCCGGCCUCUCCAGGAGAUUGAAGAACUGAUCGAACGCGGUAAAAACUUCAACGUGGAAGUCCCGGAACUGGAACACCUAGAGCAAGUCUCCCGUCAGAUCAAAUGGAUUGAGCAAGCUGCGCGCAAACGAGACCAGUACAUGACCCUUACCGAUUGCCGGGAACUUGUCGCUGGUGGGGAGCAGCUUGGCCUCUCCGAUACCAAUGAACAUUUGGUUCAUUUCAAGGAGCUUGCUCGCCAUGGUGAUGCAUGGGAAAUGAAAGCCAAGGAAUUAAUGUCUGUUGAAGCCGUUCACUACCAGCAAUUAGAAGCUCUCUCUGCGCAGGCGUCUCGUUUCCCAGUUUCACCCGAUACCCUUGCAGCCGUCGAUGCUAUUUUGACCAAGCAGCGUGAGGCGCAGAAACGGAUCCAAACUCUGUAUGAAAAGAGCAAGGAUGCGGAGAUGAAGAAUCGGCCCAAGUACAAGGACAUCCGUGACCUCAUGGAAUCUCUUGAGCAUUUAACGAGUCGACCCAUCGGGGCGAUCGACUUGGAACGUGAACAAAAACGCCACGAGGACUGGAUGAGAAAAGGGAAAAAGCUAUUCGGCAAGGCGAACGCUCCUCUUCAUAUUCUGAGAUCCCAUAUGGAAUAUGUCGAGAAGCGAAACUCGUAUUGCUUCGACCUAGAGGACAGUUACCGACCGCCUGUGGAGCCUUCAUCUCGAGACAAUUCGCCCGAAGGCUUGCUUGAGAAUCCUGGCAAUCCCAAUAACAUGUGGGGUCCAAAAUCACGAAAGCGAGAUGUGUUCUGUAUUUGCAGGCACUCUGAAGCAGGAAUGAUGAUUGAAUGCGAAGUCUGUCACGAAUGGUACCAUGGCAAAUGUUUGAAGAUCGCUCGGGGGAAACUGAAGGAAUUUGACAAGUACACCUGCCCAAUCUGUGAUUGGCGUCAAAAGAUUCCGCGCGAUGCUGCUCGUCCCAAGCUCGAGGAUCUGCAAGAUUGGCACGCGGAGAUCGCAACUUUGCCUUUCCAGCCCGAGGAAGAAGAGGUUCUCGAGAGUAUCAUUAAUCAAGCGACAGCCUUCCGCGAUUUCCUGCAUGGCUUCACUAAUGCUGCCUGCACAACGACCGAGGAAGUGCCUACCUUGAUAUUUUACCUCCGCAAAAUCGAGGGCGCCGAAGUUCUUCUCACCUUUGAGACUAAUUUCUUCCGGCAGGAGAUACACAAAUGGGCACCCGUCGCACCGGAACCCCCUCCAAUUCUGGAGCAAUCUCUAUCAACACGAAAGCCGCGACCGACCAAACAACAAAAAAUAAUGGCUCAGCUUGGGGUGAACCGUCCAGAGGAUCUUCCGGAGCAUCUCCGCCCCAAACACAUUGGCGUAACGAAACGGAAAUCUGUUGAUGCUCAACCGCAGUCGGUUUCCAGUCAACCUGCAUCCAUGCAACCAGUACCACCGACUUCUAGUACCGGACAACCUCCUAGCACAGGCCCAACAUUGGCUCAGAUGGCAGACCCGAACACUGCACCAUAUCCCUUCUCGGCGAACUAUUCUUUGCCUGCGAGCGAUUCCACACCCGCCUUUGCACCUACCUCCUCCUCAGCUUUCCUCCCCCACGCAGCCGCUUCUCAGUCCCCUUCGUUCCUGCCACGCUCUCCUCCCCAGCCAGAUCUGGAACCCUCCCUUUUCAGCCCUCCGCGCUUUGGUCACGAACCUCAGUUUGCGAGCAGCAGCCCUCGUCAAAACCUGGAUGACGUAUUCGCAGACUUGACCAACCAAGAGAUUGACCCUGAAGCUGAGAACCAGCCCAUGGACAAUACACAUGCUAACGAGGCCCUGGAGGCGCUCGUGGUCAGCAACGGCAGUAGUCAAUCAGCUUCUGUUCAAGGGGAAUUGGUUCAAAAUGGUGAACCUGGUGAACCGCAAGGUGAGCCCAAACUCGACAGCACCAACGGGGACCUUGAGGACGAGGAACUUUGA